AUGGAGGACGCCACACAUCCCGAACCUGUUGCCGAGGAGGCCUUGGAACGGGUGAAAUCUGAACAGGAUUUGAGGGAGGAACGGGCUGUCGAUUGUGAAGCUGCUGAAGAGAGCAGUUCGCAAGAUGACGAAUUCGAGAAGAAGAAUGUACGAUCUCCCAUGGAACGGACGCGAAGUAAUUGGACUACCACGACCGAAACCAGCGUGGCAACUGAACUGCCUGUGGAUGAAAUUCCUCGAAAACAAACCUGGAGCGAGAAGAUGAAUCCUUUUAAACAUGCUGCGCUACCACCCAUACCAAAGGAGCGUGCUACGUCGCGAGAACACCAAGCUGGCUUUUUCAGCAUGUURACAUUCCAAUGGAUGUCGCCACUAAUGGGAGUUGGAUAUCAACGUCCCCUCGAACUCGAUGACAUCUGGUCUGUCAACCCAGAUCGUAGCGUCGAUGUGAUGAAGCACAAGCUUCUGACAUCCCUGGAAAAUCGCAAGGGUGGCACAGGCAAAUAUUUCACGCCUUUGGUCAUGGCUCUCUACGACACCUUCAAGAAAGAGGUUAUCAUUGGAGGUAUCUGUCAAUUGAUUGCGGCCCUUGUACAGGUGCUGGCUCCCUUUGUUUUGCGAUACAUUAUCAAAUUCGCCGCCGAGGCGUACGUGGCGCAACAUGGAGGAGCCCCAGCACCUCCAAUAGGCAGGGGUGUCGGUCUUGUGCUUGGAGUGACGGGUCUGCAGAUUAUCCAGUCUGGAUGCAUCAAUCACUUCAUCUACCGCGGCAUGAUCGUUGGUGGCCAGUCUCGAUCGGUUCUGAUAAGUGUCAUUUUCGCAAAAGCCAUGAGAUUGUCCGGUCGUGCGAAAGCUGGUGGCAGAGCCGUGGAAGCCGAAGAAGAAGAGCCCAAACCCGAAUAUCAGCCAGGAUCAAAAGAGGAAAAAGCCUAUUUCAAAAAGCAACUCAAACAGAAUGGCAAGAGUGGUGUAUCCGGGGACGGGGCGGGAUGGGGAAAUGGUCGCAUUGUCAACUUGAUGUCUGUGGACACUUACCGUAUCGAUCAAGCAUGCGGUAUGGGCCACAUGAUCUGGACCUCCCCAAUCCAGAUCCUCCUCACCUUGGCAUUGCUGUUGGUCAACUUGACAUAUAGUGCCCUCUCCGGAUUUGGAUUCAUCUGCAUCAUGAUGCCUCUUCUCGCCUGGGCUAUUAAGCAAUUGAUGUCGCGCCGAAAGGUCAUCAACCAAAUCACCGAUCAACGCGUGAGUCUUACGCAAGAGAUCAUUCAGUCUGUCCGCUUCGUCAAGUACUUUGGUUGGGAAACCGCAUUUUUGGACCGUCUUGGGGAGAUCAGAACACGGGAGAUUAACAAAAUCUCAUUCUUGUUGAGCAUUCGAAAUGCCAUCAUGGCUGUGUCUCUCUCCCUACCCAUCUUUGCUGCAAUGCUGGCCUUCAUCACAUACUCGCUCUCAAACAACGCCCUGGAUCCGGCCCCUAUAUUCUCCUCCCUCGCAUUGUUCAAUGCCUYGAGGAUACCAUUGAACUUGCUUCCCAUGGUUAUUGGUCAAGUAGUCGACGCACUUCAAUCGAUGAAGCGCAUCGAAGAAUUCCUUGCCGCAGAGGAGGCACAAGACGACGCGACUUGGGACCAGCAGGCACCCAAUGCGAUUGAGAUCCACAACGGCGAUUUCACCUGGGAGAGGAAUACGAGCAAUAUGAAUGAUGAUAAGCCCGGACAAGAUCCCAAGGGAAACAAGCAGUUGAGGCAGGACAAGAAGGACGCCAAGGCAAAGGCCAAAUCAGACAAGCAGCACUCCAAAAUGUUGGAGAAGGAGAAGCUUGAAAGCGUCCCAGGAAGCCCGAUCACCCCGAGCUCUGCAUCUCUUGAAGAAGAGGAAGCGAAGCCGUUCGAGGUGAAUGGUAUCAACUUGACACUUGGGAGGGAUGAGUUGAUUGCAGUCAUAGGAUCUGUUGGUUCUGGGAAAAGUUCGUUGCUUGCCGCGCUCGCUGGAGACAUGCGUAAGACCAACGGCAGCGUGACUUUUGGCGCCAAUCGUGCAUUCUGUCCGCAAUACGCCUGGAUUCAAAACGCCACUGUCAGAGAGAACAUCAUCUUCGGCAAGGACUACAAUCGUAAAUGGUACGACAGCGUGGUUGAUGCCUGUGCACUUCGUCCUGAUUUGGAGAUGUUGCCAGCUGGAGAUGCGACGGAGAUUGGUGAGCGUGGUAUCACUGUUUCUGGAGGCCAGAAGCAGCGUCUGAACAUUGCCCGAGCAAUCUACUUUGAUGCUGAUAUUGUGAUCAUGGACGAUCCGCUCUCGGCUGUGGAUGCUCAUGUUGGAAAGCAUAUCAUGGACAAUGCAAUUUGUGGACUGCUCCAGCACAAGGCGCGUGUGCUGGCCACCCACCAGCUUCACGUUCUUCACCGCGUCGAUSGUAUCGUGUGGAUGAAGGAAGGUUCCAUCUACAAGAUCGCAACGUUCCCAGACCUCAUGGCAAACGACGCGGAAUUUCAAAAGCUCAUGGAGACUACCGCGACGGCCGAGAAGACUGAAGAUGAGGAACAUGUCAACGAAGAUGAAGUUGAGGAGGAGAAGAAAGAUGCCAAGAAGAAGAAAGGUCGCAAGCCCGCGGCUGCUCUGAUGCAACAAGAAGAGCGUGCCGUGAAGAGCGUUGGGUGGAACGUCUACGCCGCCUACAUCAAAGCAUCCGGAUCCUACUACUCGGCUCCCCUCGUGUUCUUCCUGCUCAUCAUUUCUCAAGGAGCCAACAUCGCGACAAGUCUGUGGCUCUCCUGGUGGACAUCUGGCAAAUUCGGCCUGACAGAAGGUGUUUACAUUGGCGUGUAUGCUGCACUCGGUGUGGUGCAAGCACUGCUGAUGUUUGCUUUCUCCGUCGCUUUGACGAUUUUCGGAACAAAAGCCAGUAAAGUCAUGCUGAACCGCGCCAUGUUCAGAGUGCUGCGAGCYCCAAUGUCUUUCUUCGACACUACACCUAUUGGACGCAUCACCAAUCGAUUCUCCAAGGAUGUCGACACGAUGGACAACGCCCUCACUGAUGCCCUGCGCAUGUUCUUCCUGACCAUGUGCAUGAUCAUUUCCGUCUUCAUCUUGAUCAUCGCGUACUACUACUACUUCAUCGUGGCCUUGGUUCCAUUGAUCGUAGCGUUCCUCUUCUCGGCGGCAUACUACCGUGCUUCCGCCCGCGAACUCAAACGACACGAAGCAGUUCUCCGUAGUGUGGUAUUCGCCCGCUUCGGAGAGGCCGUGAAUGGAACCUCCACGAUCCGAGCAUACGGUGUCGAGGACCAAUUCGCAAAGCGUGUCAACGAUUCCGUCGACUCCAUGGAUGGCGCCUACUUCCUCACCUUCGCCAACCAACGCUGGCUGUCCACACGUCUCGAUGCUUUGGGAGUCAUCCUAGUCUUCACGGUGGGAAUUCUGGUCGUCACCUCCCGUUUCUCCAUCAACCCCAGCAUAGGCGGCCUGGUCCUCUCCUACAUCCUCUCCAUCGUCGGCAUGGUCCAAUUCACCGUCCGCCAACUGGCAGAAGUAGAAAACAACAUGAACGCCACCGAGCGCAUCCACCACUACGGCACAGAACUAGAAGAAGAAGCUCCCCUGCACCUCGGAGACGUCCGUCCCAGCUGGCCAGAAAAAGGCGAAAUAAUCUUCGACAACGUCCAAAUGCGCUACCGCAACGGCCUCCCCUUGGUCCUCAAAGGCCUCUCCAUGCACGUCCGAGCCGGCGAGCGCAUCGGCGUCGUAGGCCGCACAGGAGCCGGGAAAUCCACCAUAAUGUCCACCCUCUUCCGCCUCGUCGAACUCUCCGGCGGAAGCAUCUCCAUCGACGGCCUCAACAUCGCCCAAAUCGGCCUACACGAUCUCCGAUCCAGAUUGGCCAUCAUCCCUCAAGACCCCACUCUCUUCCGCGGCACCAUCAGAACUAACCUCGACCCUUUCAACGAACACACCGAUCUCGAAUUAUGGAGUGCUCUCGGCCAAGCAGAUCUCGUGGGCGCUUCGCAAACCAUGGAAGACGAAGCAGGACGCAUCCACCUCGACACGGCCGUCGAAGACGAAGGGCUCAAUUUCUCCCUCGGACAACGACAACUCCUCGCUCUAGCGCGCGCUCUGGUGCGAAAUUCCCAAAUCAUCGUCUGUGAUGAAGCGACGUCUUCGGUGGACUUUGAAACCGAUCAGAAGAUUCAAAAGACUAUUGUGAGGGGUUUCAAGGGCAAGACGUUGUUGUGUAUUGCGCAUCGCUUGAAGACGAUUAUUGGGUAUGAUAGAAUUUUGGUCAUGGAUCAGGGAAAUGUCGCCGAGUUGGAUCGUCCGGUGGAUUUAUAUGAUCGAGGGGGCAUUUUUCGCGGAAUGUGUGAUAGGAGUGGGAUUCGGAGGGAGGAUUUCUUUCAGAGUGAGGAGGCGAGGUUUGCGGCUGAAAGUCCUGAGAUGGAGAGGACGCAGAGUUCUGUGAUGAGGAUUGAGAGGUGA
Messenger RNA from Ramularia collo-cygni, 4473 nucleotides. RefSeq names its product probable ATP-binding cassette transporter protein YOR1. Gene Ontology annotation, cellular component: membrane. NCBI's taxonomy places the organism in Eukaryota, Fungi, Ascomycota, Dothideomycetes, Mycosphaerellales, Mycosphaerellaceae. The transcript has a single exon. The coding region runs from base 1 to 4473 and encodes 1490 amino acids. Gene Ontology annotation, molecular function: ABC-type transporter activity; ATP hydrolysis activity; ATP binding. The record is from RefSeq and is a predicted model, not a curated record. Gene Ontology annotation, biological process: transmembrane transport.